Molecule: messenger RNA, 2412 nt
Organism: Owenia fusiformis
Lineage: Eukaryota; Metazoa; Annelida; Polychaeta; Sabellida; Oweniidae
Source: the annotation of a GenBank genome assembly
GGAUAGGUUUCACACAGAACAAAGAGAUUGCAACAAAUAUAUAAACAGAAUGAUCAGUCCGAGGUUAAUUGGCAGAUUCAAAUCGAGGCUCACAAAAUUGAAAUUUUCGGAAGUUUCACAAAACUUCUUUUUUUAACCCUAAAUUGUACAAUAUGCUUUAGAAAUUACGUUAUCAAGCACUGAGUUUAAGAAAAAUAUACUAAACAUCUUAUAGGUUCCUUUGUAUGUUAUAAGGCAUCGUGCUGAAGAUACCAUGAGCAACAAUAUGGACCAUUACCACUGUAGGACAUACCGCAAUGAGCAUUGCGAGGUUGCAGGUGUUCCUGGCGUCAGUUGUCAACUGGUUGAAUGUAAACACAAAUGUGGAGUUAAACUUCAUCUUUGUCAGGUCCGCAAGCAUUACCUUGACUGCAUUGCUAAAGAUGAAGAAUCAGCUCAUGAACAUUGUAAUAAAUGUUACUUGAUGAAGUGUAUGGAAAAACUGUCUCCUCAAUGUUGUGAAAGGAUGUCAUGCUCCAAUGAAUGUGGAUUGAUAUUUCAUAAAUGUAAGGCAGCAGACCAUGAAGAAAUUUGCCUCAAGGCUAUAGUUCAAUGUACUAACCAUACAAAUGGUUGUCCAGUAGAGCUUUCACGCCACAAGAUAAACGAACAUUUGAAUGUUUGUCCAGCAAGUGUUAUUUAUUGCACCAUGGAGUGGAAUCGUUGGCCAAUCCAUUGCAGUGAGAGGAAAUCCAGGGUGCCAUUCGUUCAAGGCAAUCUACAUGCCAAAUAUGGUCAGUUAGAUGUUGCAUUAGCUUUGCGUGACCAACGCAUGUUAAAUUCAGCAUUGAAAGCUCCCCGCAGUACUAGGAGAGCUAUGCGCAACAAACUCACAAAAUAUUUUCCUGCUGUCCCUCUUCACAACCAAUCAACUAGUUCUAAUGGUAUAAGUAAUAAUCCAAAGUCAAAUGACACGUCUCAUACAAUAUCUGAUGAUGAUAGUGAUGUCAUAGAGAGAACACCACCUGCACUUUCUCGUAGCUUGUGCAGUGAUCUUUACCGCUCUGCAAAGCAAACUACAGAAUCCCUCAGUGAAGCAAUUAACCUGGCUGUGAAUAGUACCCCUAGCAAACAAAAGAAGCAAACAGAGGAGUUCAACGAUUCAGGCUUCAGCAUUGAGCAACCAGGUGCAAUACUCAGUGAUACUAGUGCAAUGAAUGAAAGUGAUGUCUGUGAUAUUUCAAACAUUGAAUCAGCAGAUGCUAAUGAUUCAGUCUCCUCAUUGAAUGACUGCAGUUAUAAAACUGAUGAAAGAAACCUUGCAUCAACACCAAUUAUGAAUAAAUCAGCAGGUGACAACUCAGUUAUACCUACUCCUCCAAUCGCACCAAUAACAUUGCAUCAGAUGCUAGCUCUAGAUCUGAAUGUUGAAUCAGUGACACGUUAUCAAGUGAAACCCAAGGCUAUGUAUACAUUUCUCUGUGCCCAGGAGUUCCGCAGAGAUGAAUACCCAUGGCACUUUAGAAAUGUUCACAAUGAUAUUCACAGCUGUCUAAAUGGAUGGCUGGAACAACGAUGCCCUCUUGCUCAUUAUGGCUGCACUUAUUCAAUUAGACGAUUUUACCCAAAUGAAAAAGGAUCAACUGUUGUCCAUAGCAGUGCAACUGAAAGUUUUGGACUCAAACCCAAGAUUCCUGAAGAGCACAAAAUCAAGAGAUACCAGCACUCAUUUGAUGAAUCUGAUAGAUCUUUGGAAGAGAUUUCAGAGAGCCCUAAUGUGAUACCAAAGAAGACAAAGACACCUGAAAUGCUAACAAGCACAAGUUAUGAUGCAGAAAUACACUUGAAUGGUGGCUUAUCUAGUGCAGAGUCUAGCAGGGAGGGGACCCCAAGUAGGCCAAGACUGGACAUUCUCACUAGUCUUCCCUUUGAAAUAAUACAAGCAAUAGCAAGGCACUUGGAUUCAUUCAGUCUACGAAACCUUGCCCUUGUUAGUAACCUAAUGCGAGAUGUUUGCCUCAGCCUGGUGGAAGAACGAGGAAUAGUCAUACAACAGUGGGAGAAACAAAGCCCUGGGACGCAACCAGUCUGGCAAAUAACAUAUAAGAGUUGGAAGUUCAGUUCAGCAUUCUCUCCUAUACACAAAUGGGGCUUCCAAGAGCACAAUAGUUUGUCCAACCACCUGAAGCAAUGCCCAUUCAACAUCAAAGAGAUAAACACUGAGCCUUAUAGCUAUAGCUUUGGAAUGGAACAAAAUCCCCCUCUCAAACAGGAUGGGUUGCUGGACAAUUCAUCCAAAGACCAAGACAACUCAUCCCAAGACAAUUAAUUCCAAGACAACUUAUCCCAAGACAACUCAUCCCAAGAAAACCCAUUAUACCUUAUUAAAAUCAUUUUUAAUAUUAAAUUUUAGUGUUUGAAAUGGCUCUUGGA